Messenger RNA from Glycine soja, 1276 nucleotides. Its product is annotated as bZIP transcription factor 11-like. The transcript has a single exon. Gene Ontology annotation, molecular function: DNA-binding transcription factor activity; transcription cis-regulatory region binding. The record is from RefSeq and is a predicted model, not a curated record. Gene Ontology annotation, biological process: positive regulation of DNA-templated transcription. Bases 539 to 1006 code for a protein of 155 amino acids. Gene Ontology annotation, cellular component: nucleus. Lineage: Eukaryota; Viridiplantae; Streptophyta; Magnoliopsida; Fabales; Fabaceae.
UGAAGCAUACAGAGUCCCCUUCCACUUUCUUCCUUCUUUCUCAUCACUCUUUUAAGAUAUUUUUGUUACAUAGUUUAUGGUCUACGAGAGCCCUGCCUCUGUAGAGUGUAGACCAACCUCCUUUUCUUUGCUUUGAGCUCGCUCGAUCUUCUUCCAUUUCAUGUCUUGUUUUAUUUUAUUUUAUUUAUUUAAGCCUUUUAAAUGCCCAACAUUUUGUUCUUGAUGUUUGAGAUUGAUGUAUUCAAUUCUGAGUGAAAUCUUCUUUUCCGGGUGUAUGAUCAAUUCCACUGUGAGACGCAGGACCCAUUUAGUUCAAUCCUUCUCUGUUGCUUUCCUUUACUGGCUCUACUACGUUUCAUGAUUUCUAACCCCCUCUCCAAUUAUUAAUUAAAUAAAACCCUAUUAUAUAUAUCUUACAUAUUUUUAUCUGCAAAAAAAAUAAUCUUUUUUUGUUCUUGUUCUUGUUUAGUGUCUGGGUCCUGCGAACUCCAAGUACAAGAAGGGUCAAUUUUUGUUUUUCUGUUAACUUUUGAUUACUAUGGCUUGUUCAAGUGGAACAUCUUCAGGGGCGACGUCGUCGAUGCUUCAAAAUAACUCAGGUUCGGAGGAGGAGCUGCAGGCUCUGAUGGAGCAGAGGAAGAGGAAGAGAAUGAUAUCGAACCGCGAAUCGGCUAGGCGAUCUCGAAUGAGGAAGCAGAAGCACUUGGAUGAUCUAGCAUCGCAGGUGACUCAGCUCAGGAACGAGAACCACCAGAUUCUCACAUCGGUGAACCUCACUACCCAGAAGUACUUGGCGGUUGAGGCUGAGAACUCUGUUUUGAGAGCACAAGUGAACGAACUCAGCCACUGGUUGGAGUCUCUGAACGAGAUCAUCCACUUCUUGAAUGCCACUGAUGGUGGUCCACCACCACCACCAAGCUCCUUCUUUGAGCCCGAUGCUACCUUCUUCAACAAGGCUUAUCUGAGCCAGCCGAUUAUGGCUUCAGCAGACAUGUUGCAGUACUGAGUGUGAUGGUUGUUGGUUUCUUUUAGGUUUUAGUCUGUUAGGGAAAAUUGUAAUCGCUGGCAGAUAGUGAGUACGAUAAGGAAUAAUGAUGAAUGUGUAACAUAUCAUAAAGCGGGUAAGCUUGUUGGGGCCCCUGUAGUCUUCAGAGAUCAGAUCACCCUAUUAUUGUUGCAACUGCACUUCCCCAUACUAGACUUAUUAUUUAUGUCAUAUCACCAAAUCAUAUAACAUUAAGUUUAAUUUAGUGUCAAUGUAAAAGAAUUUAUCAAA